UCCACGACACCGAUGUCAAGGGCCAGAAAUUGUACGUCGGCCGCGCGCAGAAGAAGCACGAGCGUGAGGAGGAGUUGAAGAAGCAGUACGAGGCUCAGCGUCAAGAGAAGAACGCCAAGUACCAGGGUGUCAAUCUCUACGUCAAGAACCUGGCCGAUGAUGUCGACGAUGAUGAGCUGCGCAAGGUCUUCGAGUCGUACGGUGCCAUCACAUCCGCCAAAGUCAUGCGCGAUACCAUUCCCGCCGAUCAGGUUGAGGAUGCAUCGCAAGACGAGGAGAAGAGCGGCGAGGAGAAGAAGGAGGAGAGCACCGAGGAGAAGGGCGAGGAGGAGAAGAAAGAGGACGGCGUGGAGGAUAUCGAGAAGAAGCUGAGCACCGUCACCAUCGGCGGCGAGAAGAAGAUCCUCGGCAAGAGCAAGGGCUUCGGCUUCGUCUGCUUCUCCAACCCCGAUGAGGCUACCAAGGCCGUCACCGAGCUCAACCAGAAGAUGGUCCACGGCAAGCCCCUCUAUGUCGCUCUCGCGCAGCGCAAGGAAGUCCGCAAGAACCAACUCGAAGCCAGCAUUCAAGCGCGCAACCAGGUGCGCAUGCAGCAGCAGGCAACGGUUGGAGGCAUCCCGCCCCAAUUCAUGCAACCGCAGGUGUUCUUGGGCCCCAACGGCCAGCCUAUGAUGAUCCCCGGAGCCGGUCGUGGCCAGAUGCCGUUCAUCCAAGGCAUGCCCCAGCAAGGUGGUCAGCGUGGUGGCUUCGGCGGCAUGCCCCAGCAAGGCGGUCGCGGCGGUCCGGCCGGAAUGCAGCAGAUGCCGCAGAUGGCCUACGGCUUGCCACCCCAGAUGGCCGGAUUCAACCCUGCUUUCGCUGCCAACCCGCAGGCGUACGCUCAGAUGAUGGCUGCCGCUCAAGCACAAGCUCAGGCUAUGGGUGGUCGUGGCGGCGCUGGUCGUGGCGGCCCGCCGAUGAUGCCUGGUAUGCUCGGCAUGCCUCCUCAGAUGAUGCAGGGCCCUGGUGUCGGCGGUGGCCGUGGAGGUUUCCCGGGCCAGCAGCGUGGUGGCAUGAUGGGCGGACGCAUGCAAGGCGGCCCAGACGAGCAGCGCGGUCGCCAAACUACUCGCGGCGCGCAGCUCGGCGGCGGAUCUCCUGGCGUCGACAUGCAGCAGCUGAGCGCUGCGCCUCCCGCACAGCAGAAGCAGAUGUUGGGCGAGGCUCUCUACCCCAAGAUCCAGGCUCAGCAGCCCGAGCUGGCUGGCAAGAUUACCGGAAUGUUGCUCGAGAUGGACAACCAGGAGUUGCUGAGCUUGACCAACGACGAUGAUGCCCUCCGUCUCAAGGUCGAGGAAGCGAUGACCGUGUACGACGAGUACAUCAGGAACCAGGGCGGCCCGGUUGGCGAGGACGCUGCGACGGCCAACGGCACGGAGAACGUCAACCCCGCUGGCGACGCUGGCAAGGACGCCGAGUAAGCAGUCCAUCUGCUGCAACUCGCCAUGCCCCUCAUCUUUCCUGUUCGACUGGAUAUGCCCACGGCAUACAUUACACGAUACCCCUUUUGACCGCGCUACGCACCCAGCCGGCAUCUCUUUCUUUCCACGAGUCGCACACCCUCCGUCCUACCCCUCCUGUACGAUAUCGUCAGACCACCUUUCCUAUCGAUGCGGCGUCGGAGUUGUAUCAAUGGUUCGAAAAUGGAGUUUAGGCUUCAGCCUCAGCAUGGCAGAUUCAAUCGGGGGUGGGUGGAUGGAGUGUGGAGUUGUAUGAUUAGGUACUUCAAUGGGGAUGCAUGUGGCCUCGUCUUCGGAUGUGGGCUGCUUUAG
Neohortaea acidophila is the source of this 1811-nucleotide messenger RNA. RefSeq lists its product as uncharacterized. The annotation marks the transcript as partial. Gene Ontology annotation, cellular component: ribonucleoprotein complex; cytosol; nucleus. NCBI's taxonomy places the organism in Eukaryota, Fungi, Ascomycota, Dothideomycetes, Mycosphaerellales, Teratosphaeriaceae. The record is from RefSeq and is a predicted model, not a curated record. The transcript has 2 exons. Gene Ontology annotation, molecular function: poly(U) RNA binding; poly(A) binding; mRNA 3'-UTR binding.